AUGUACUACGCAUGCCCAGGAAACAUGAUAUGGGAUGAAGAGAAACUGGCAUGUGACGCGACGAGGAAAGUAAAAUGCAAUAACAGGACACAUUAUGCCACCCCAUUGUGUAAGAAACCCAGCGGGAACUUUGAAGAGCCAGCAGACUGCCGCAAGUUCCUUUCCUGCUAUUUAUACCGCGUUGUCCGCCACAGACCGUGCCCCGCUGGUCUCUACUACGACCAGGCAUCAGACAGAUGUGAUUAUCAUUUUAACGUCAGGUGUCAUAAGCGGCCCGUGAUCGAUGUCGUCUUGAUGCCUAGGAACACCACCACGGAAGCAGCGCCAUCUAUGGUCAUGUCAAACAUCUCAGAUGUUGCGACAGGCGUCCCUUCUUGUCUGGGUCCAGACGGCCUGUUCCCACACCCGCUUCACUGUAACCAGUACAUCGCCUGUUAUGGCGGCGUUCCCAUGGAGACGUUCAUUUGCCCAGAGAACCAGAACUUCGACUUCACGGACGGCCGUUGUAAGAGGGGGGAUAACAUCACCUGCGUCCAGCGUCCGUGGUUGAUGCGGGAAGGUCCUGUACCUGUAGAGGUUCCUGAUAUCAGAGGAUGGCCAAGACACCACUGGAUUCGGGGUUUGGGGAAAGGGGGACCUAUAGUUGGUAAUGGCAGCUGCACGUUUUCUCAGGACGACACCAACUGUGGAGGCUUUGUCCUCCACUGCCUCAACUCCACAGUGAACUACUCCUGUCCCGGGGAACUGAGGUACGACGAGAACACCGCAGAAUGCAAGAUGGCCGCCGAUGUUGACUGUAACGGCAGACCAGAAUAUAAGGCCAUUUGCAAUCGUCACAAUGGAAACUUUGAGGAACCCACCAACUGCGGGGAAUUCGUCUCUUGCGCGUACAACCGGGUCUUCCGCCACCGUCGAUGCCCCGCCAGCCUUAAUUUCAAUCUGGAACUCAACAGCUGUGAUUGGCCAUUUAGAGUCACGUGCGGGGACCGUCCCACAAAAGAACCAAAAGGUGCACUUGUCAAAGACAAAGAUUAAUUCUUUCGCAAUUUUGAAGGUCAACCAGUUCGAACGCGCCACGUUGAUUAUUUAAUAAUUCUAUGACAUCGGGUUCUCAUUGCCUCUUGUGUUAUGAUAUAAGAAUGUAACUUGUUCUCAAGAAUUUAAAUUUGAUUUCUAGCUACGAGACGCAACUUUUCGACCCUUCCUUGGAUGACUUUCCUCCCUCAUAACGCCAAUACCUUUGAGGAAUGGUUGAAAACUAUGCCGUAAAAUCAAAAACACCUUUAUUCUCCCUAGUUACCUUUUGUUUUCAUCAUAUGUGACUGUUUAAGUUCAACAUAAUUUACUGAUCAAAAGAAAAAUAAAGUAUAAACAUGUUUAUAUGCAUACAUUUGAUCCCAUGGUGCAAAGUGCUUGAUAAGCUCAGAAGUAAUUGAUACAUUCAAGUUGUUCAAGGAGCGGUUACUGUCUGUAAGCAGGGUCGGCAACCCAAUUUUUUUUUGACACGAAUAAUUUGAGUAGGCAUGGCGCCUGAAGCUUUUGAUCGGUUAUUUUCUUUAAAAACGAAUUUACAGCAUAAUAAUUGCACAACAGGUCGGUAGAUCAAAUAAAAAUGCCAUUAUGAUGGUGUGACUGAAUCACAAUAUUUAAACAGGAUUAUAACUAAAUGGCCAGUGCAUAUUAACAGUACAGAGAACGGCACUAGAAUCAUACUUGAGCGACAAAUACA
Molecule: messenger RNA, 1729 nt
Organism: Lingula anatina
Lineage: Eukaryota; Metazoa; Brachiopoda; Lingulata; Lingulida; Lingulidae
Cellular component (GO): extracellular region
Molecular function (GO): chitin binding
Source: RefSeq, a predicted model, not a curated record